Messenger RNA from Caenorhabditis angaria, 419 nucleotides. NCBI's taxonomy places the organism in Eukaryota, Metazoa, Nematoda, Chromadorea, Rhabditida, Rhabditidae. The record is from the annotation of a GenBank genome assembly.
AUGGCGCCACCAAAACCAUCAGCUAAAGGAGCCAAGAAGGCAGCUAAAACCCAAAAACCAAAGGGGGAACGUAAAAGACACGCCAAGAGAAAGGAAUCGUAUUCGGUAUACAUUUAUCGAGUCUUGAAACAAGUGAGUUUUCCAGAAAUUGUGUUGAUUCUAUUCAUACAGAAGAGUUUUAGGUCCACCCGGAUACUGGAGUUUCAUCCAAAGCCAUGUCAAUCAUGAACUCUUUUGUUAAUGAUGUUUUCGAGAGAAUCGCUGCCGAAGCUUCGAAAUUGGCCCAUUACAACAAGCGAUCAACAAUUUCAUCACGCGAAAUUCAAACUGCUGUCAGAUUGAUUUUGCCAGGAGAAUUGGCCAAGCAUGCAGUUUCUGAAGGUACCAAAGCUGUCACAAAAUACACAUCAUCCAAAUAA